Molecule: messenger RNA, 1401 nt
Organism: Guyanagaster necrorhizus
Lineage: Eukaryota; Fungi; Basidiomycota; Agaricomycetes; Agaricales; Physalacriaceae
Product: 26S proteasome non-ATPase regulatory subunit 12
Exons: 8
Coding region: 1-1401 (466 amino acids)
Cellular component (GO): cytoplasm; proteasome regulatory particle, lid subcomplex
Source: RefSeq, a predicted model, not a curated record
AUGUCCGACAACAAGAAGCAAGAAAAGGAUUUCACUCCCGAGGUAGAUAUUCUGCUUCCAGAGGCAGAGUCACUCGCAAAGGCUGGACAAUUACAACCUGCGCUCGACAAGCUCUUCGUUCUUGAAAAGCAAACACGGAAUGCUGCAGAUCUUGCAUCAACGACGCGACUCGUGAAUGCUGUCCUUGAGCACUGUUACCAGGCCAAGGACUUGACUCUGUUAAACUCGAAUAUCCUAUUACUGAGCAAGAAACAUGGCCAGCUCAAAGCAGCAGUUCAAGCUAUGGUUGAACAGGCGAUGGGUUGGCUGGAAGACGUGCAGAAGAAACAAGGCGUAGAGAAAUGGCUCGAGUUGGUUGAGACGCUGAGAACCGUCACUGAAGGGAAGAUCUUCUUAGAGACACCCAGGGCCCGGGUAACUCUCCUUCUUGCUCACUAUCAUGAAGGGCUUUCGACGACGGCUCCAAAACCCUACGAAUCAAAGAAGUCCCUCGAAACCGCAUCAGAGCUUUUGUCGGAUUUGCAAGUAGAGACUUACUCGUCGAUGGAACGGAGAGAAAAAACUGAGUUUCUCCUCGAGCAAAUGCGACUGCUCAUUGCUGUCGCGCGACGGAAAGAUGCGGAAAGUUCCAACGGUGGUGAAUCCGAGUGGGUGAAGGUCAGAGUAGGUGGCCGGAAGGUUAACGAAGGUUUCUUGAAAGAAAAAGAAAACGAGGACCUGAAACUCAAGUACUACGAUCUAAUGAUACAACAUGCGUUACAUCAAACUGCUUAUCUUGAUGUCGCAAAUUACUAUUACAAGGUUUGGGAGACGCCGUCAAUAAAGGAGGAUGUCAACGAUAAAAGCAAAGCGGCCCUUGAACAUAUUAUCUACUAUGUUAUCCUCGCUCCUCAUAAUAACGAGCAGUCCGAUAUGUUACAUCGUAUGUUCAAUGACCCCGCUCUAUUGAAACUAGAGCUUCACUAUAACCUUGUAAAAUGCUUCACGACCCACGAGUUAAUGCGGUGGCCCGGCAUUCAGACACUUUAUGGUGAAUUCCUCCGCCAAACGCAAGUCUUCUCCGAAGAGAAGCGGUGGGAAGAUCUUCACACCCGAGUGAUUGAACAUAAUAUCCGCGUUGUUGCCGAGUACUAUACACGGAUAACUUUGCAAAGGCUGACCUCUCUUCUGGAUCUGACACCCAAGCAGACAGAAGAAACCCUUGCGCGUCUAGUUGUUUCAAAAACGGUUUGGGCGCGGAUUGAUCGACCAUCUGGGAUUGUCAACUUUAGAAACCAACGAAGUCCAGAGGAUGUGAUGAAUGACUGGAGUUCAGACAUGCAAAAGUUGUUGGGUUUGGUAGAGAAGGCGUGGAUGGGUAUGAACGCUGCACAGGCAGCUCAAGCUCGCGUAAAGUCAUGA